Messenger RNA from Microdochium trichocladiopsis, 2321 nucleotides. RefSeq lists its product as uncharacterized. The record is from RefSeq and is a predicted model, not a curated record. NCBI's taxonomy places the organism in Eukaryota, Fungi, Ascomycota, Sordariomycetes, Xylariales, Microdochiaceae. Gene Ontology annotation, molecular function: protein binding. The coding region runs from base 139 to 2166 and encodes 675 amino acids. The transcript has 2 exons.
AGACCAACCAACCCAGCACACCUGGCGGCAUCCCGAUCCACAACACUGUCCUCAGCCCCGGCACGCACCCCGUCAUCGUCGGCGGCGGCAGCGGCGGCGGCGACAGAUUCUGGGGCCCAGCCCUCCUUGGCUUGAUUGAUGGAGGCAGCAAGUAAGCUGACAUGCGGGCUGUGCGGAUACAUCCGCCCACGCUUCGGCGCAACCGACACCGCGUGGACGUCGCUGUGCCGGGCCGUGUACUGCACGGGGCCGGCCGACACAAACCCACAGCUGUCGGGGAUCGGCUUCCAUCGCCAUGACGACGCCGCGCAGCUCGCCACCCCGGUCCCGCGCGACGCUGGCCGAAGGUUCAACGACCCGGACCUCAACCCGCUGUCGGACUUUGUGCACAUCCGCGGCAUCAGGCCCCCGCCGGUAGACAUAUCCGAGGCUGAGCAGGCCGAGUACAGCUGGGGGUUUGUGUUUCAUGAUGCGUGCUGGCGUCUGCUUGAGCAGGCCUCCGCGGGUUCUGGCUGCGGUCGUGGCGACGAUCGCACUGGUGAGGGGAGCACGGCAGUCGACAUCCGUGCACUCUGGCGGAUUCUCCAGUCUGUCCCUUGCGCGUAUGACCUGCCCAACUGGGGCCACAACUAUGGCGGUCUGUACCUCGGCGUUGCCAAGGACCAGGCUCGCGGAGAGCAUUUUGUGCUGCUGAGCAGCAACUCAAACCUCGUGAUUCCUAGCACGUACUCGGAUCCGUUCCGCGUCCCAGAAUUGCAGACCAUCAUGGCGAGGCUGCGGAUCGACGAGGCUCUGCCGGACUCGUAUCACCGUGAGGGCAGGGUCAGCUCUGUGGGAGGCGGCGGCCAGGCGGUUACUGGGGAUGGGGUCAGAAACGGUCAUCGUGAUGGCCACAGCGAGAUGGAGCCGCCAGAAGAAACGUUUCUCACGACAAGCAGUAUUGCAAUAUCUCCUGCCUGUGAAUCUCCGCCUAUUCCUACGGAAACAACGCCCACGACAACAGUGACAGUCGACGAUCCAUUCACUAUUCUGCCCCUCGAAAUCAGAGAGAUGAUCCUUACCACCCUCUCCUCGGCCGACGUCUGCCAAUUACGUCUCGCCUCACGCUCCAUGGCUGCUACACCGCUGACGCAGUAUUUUUUCUCGAGUCGCUUCUGGCCUGGCCGGGAGCUCGAGGUCAUCUUUGAUGGGUUCCUUCUCGGCCCGAGCCGCAGGCUCGGACUGGAUUGGCACGCCCUAUACAAGUUCAUGCAGAGCAGGCUGAGGCUGAAUCAGGUGUGCCUCGGGGAGAAGAACCGGUUGCGCAUAUGGCGGCAGACGGUUCGGCCCCUGGCCCGGGCUGUCGAGGCUGUCGGCAGCAAUAGAUUAGCAGAAGAGGUCCUGGGGAGAGUCGUCUUCUCGGGUCCAGGGUUCUGGCAGACCUGGGAUGGUGGUGGUGGAUGGGGCCACGUAUUUGGUGAGGAAGAGAACAACAGAGAUACCGGUGGUGGUGGCCCUCGUCGUCGCGGCGAUCGUGAGGGUUGGAGGACGGUGACGACGGUCAAGCAGCUCAACCCAGAAUCCUGGGGAGACAUGGGCCGCCGGGUGACGAGGGCGGAGAUUCAGAUCCCGCCAGACAGAAUGGUCGAGAGCGUUGUUGUCUCUAUUGUCGAGUUCUUUGACGUGCGGUACAUCACGGGGUUGAGCUUUGUUCUUGGACAAAGGGAAGGCGAAGCUGGACCAUAUAGUGUCUGGGGGACCAAAGACAAGACCGGGGACGAAAGUCUUAUGUUAGAUGGCGACAAUGUGGUCACUUUAGGCUAUGUGGCCCUCAGGUCAACAGACCGGACAGUCUUACAUGUCCCGCGCCGGCGUGGCAGCAACACUCCGCAAGAAGCGGCACUCGUCAUAACUAGCAGCAGCACCCGAACCAAUAGCGGCAAGAACAGCACUCCCGGUCUGCUCCAAGGCUUCCACAUUGCUGUCGACGAGUGCGGCUUCCGUGGGCUCGCACUCAUUGUCGGCGGCGCCAUGGAGUCUGAGUACCUCUCCUGGGCAGGCGAGUCGGGGAGCUUCGGGUCAUAUCCAAUCAAGGUGAACGGCGGCGGGGAGGGAGCGCGGUUUGCGACGGUGAGCGCCGUGUUUGACGGGUUUCGGAUGCAGGCUCUGCUUAUCCCCAAGGGUUGACACCAGUCCUACGAGGUUUUGAGAAAUUUCUUUUUGUGUUUGCGGACAAAGCAAAUCACACUGGUGUUUCAGGAGCUGUGUUCCUUAGAUCUGGAUCUCCGUCCAUCAGCCGGCAGUGCAAACCGAUGACGAAUUGGUUCAGCAGAACUAUCAGU